Messenger RNA from Suillus bovinus, 2097 nucleotides. RefSeq lists its product as uncharacterized. The record is from RefSeq and is a predicted model, not a curated record. NCBI's taxonomy places the organism in Eukaryota, Fungi, Basidiomycota, Agaricomycetes, Boletales, Suillaceae. Gene Ontology annotation, cellular component: cyclin-dependent protein kinase holoenzyme complex; nucleus. Gene Ontology annotation, biological process: regulation of cyclin-dependent protein serine/threonine kinase activity. The coding region runs from base 1 to 2097 and encodes 698 amino acids. The transcript is spliced from 4 exons. Gene Ontology annotation, molecular function: cyclin-dependent protein serine/threonine kinase regulator activity; protein kinase binding.
AUGCCAGUCCCCGUCCCUACCCGACAACCGGCGCACCAGGUCCAUAAGUACCCCCAAACUGAAGACGCUUCAAAGUCUCAUUCUUCCGUUUUCCAUAAUCUGAAGCACACUUUGCCUGUCUCCCCGACGGGUCCGCCACCAUCUUUUGGCAGUCGUGAUCAGUGGAUCAAUUCCCUGCCUUCUUGGAGGAGGACCAAAACUCGCCGCAUAUGGGAGGACGACGCGCGUUCCACUUCUGAAGAACAAAGAGAACGGGGUUUUUACCAAGGGUUGACUAGUACGGCCGACGUGCAAGUCAGUAAAGGAAAUCAUGCGGAAGCAUGUCUUCCGCCCCUGAACACCUUCCUCCAAAAAUGUGCCUUGAACACAUCACAGAGUGACGUUGACCACCCAAUGCAUGCUGAGCACAAGACCUCUACAUAUACUCCCGCCUGGGGUACCGAGAGCUACGACAGUCCGGACAAUGCCUCUACGCACGACUACGUAUGGCCUCGUCCUAUCGGUCCCAUGACUCCUUUUGCAGAGUACGUGGACCGUGUAAUCACCACAUCUGACGGAACAACGGUAUCCGACCCAAUGCCGCUCAGACAAGAUAAUUCAUAUCAAUGUGGACUCCAUUCCUACAAUUUGCUGGACUAUCAGUACGCAGAUCAGAUCAAACAAGAGUCAGUCGAUUCUGCGCCAUCCGCGUCAACGAAAUACAAGAUGUUUGCGGAGCCAAUGGCGGACUGGAUCGUGUCAUAUGUUUGGAAAGUUUGCAAGAAUUCAAUCACUCUUCCUCCCGCAGUAUCUCGCUACACUCCUUCCAUGAGCGGGCAGCAGCCAGCCCCUACAGCUCCAAUGCACUUGUCUGCCUCAGUUCACGCUCUUCUAAUGUCGACACUGCUACAACCAUCUGCCGUGUUACUUGCUAUGUGGUACAUCGCUCGAUUACCAGUAUACUUUAGCGGGGCCACUUCAGGGUUGGGGGUAAAAGAACGGAGAUUUACUGCUGAACUGCUUGAUACAACUGGGGGAAUUGAUGGGAAAACGUUGGAGGCCAAUGCCACGUUCCGACUCAUCGUCCUUGGAUUCAUGCUGGCGAACAAGUGGCUUGAUGACCAUACCUUCUCCAACAAGACAUGGCACACCAUCUGCAAACUUCCUGUCCACUCGCUAAAUAAACUCGAGUCGCUCGCCCUGGAUAUCCUUUCCCAUGACCUGACAAUAUCACCCGCUGUUUGGCGCCAGUGGCUGGGGCAUUUAUUCUCGUAUCAUGUCUCGCUCUCGCCUCCUCCAUACGCCCAACCGAUUUCUCGUCCCUCUUCGAAUCCUCAAUCAAUCGUUCGGAAAGUCAUUGAAGAAAUCAUGGAAGCACCUCUCACGCAUCCUAGCUCGGAGCCCGUCUUUCUCAGCUUUGAGCAGAGGAGCAAGACACAACUCAAUGGGGCAGAAACGUGCGCUGACCCUUCUCACGAAGCCUAUGACAUCGAUCUCGAUGAGGAUGGGCCGCUUCGCGACGAGUAUUUGCCAAGGCGUCGCGUGAGCAAUGGCAGUGCGACAAGCCGACGUAGUUCAGAGUUGGCUUCAAGGGUUGAGGUUGAGCGAAGAGAGGUCCGCGAGUCCGCGACCAGCCAAAAUUGGAAUGCGCUUCCCCCUCCGUCCAAAUGGAGUCCGGCAGCUGAUGAGCCCAUCCGCCGUGCUAGUGACCGUCCUGCGUUAUACAUGCCAGUUCAGCCGCCAGCAGUAUGUUGGGCGCCUGCUGUUACUUAUGUACCUGUCAAAAUUGCUCCGGAUUAUUCGACUGCCCCAUAUUCCAAACCAGCAGCUGUGUCCAACGGUUACUGUUACUCACAGUCUGUCCUCGCUCAACAGCCCUCACAGCCACAUUGUGACGCUGAUGCAUUUUCCCCGCCUAAUUCUGGCUACUCGUAUCAAAUCGGCUUUGACUACCAGUGUAGUCACGUUCGCAUGUCAUUCGAUGGAACAGGUUACCCCUCUCAACCAAUAGCAAAUUCCAAUUGGCCCUCUGCUGAGGCAUAUGGAUUCCCCGCACCUCGAGUCCUCUUUGGCCCCCAUCCACCUAUCAAUUACCAGUCGUCCUGGGUCCGUGCUUGA